Messenger RNA from Aspergillus heteromorphus CBS 117.55, 2729 nucleotides. Its product is annotated as DUF726 domain protein. The coding region runs from base 1 to 2586 and encodes 861 amino acids. NCBI's taxonomy places the organism in Eukaryota, Fungi, Ascomycota, Eurotiomycetes, Eurotiales, Aspergillaceae. The record is from RefSeq and is a predicted model, not a curated record. The transcript has 3 exons.
AUGUCCCUUCGCACCGGUUCCGUUCGUCUUUCGGGGUGGAUCUGUCGCCAACCACCACUACGAUUCAACCCGACCACGCGGCGGAUGUACUCUUCCUCUCAAUCAGACGAUGCAGACAUCGAUGCCAUGCUUGCCAAACCUACAUGGUCCGUCCGCUCGUUGCUCUCAGACGAAACCACAAAAGCGUCCUCACCGUCAGUGACUCCAGCACAGCUUCACCACCUGCUCCGGCUGUCCGCUCUCCCACAGCCCGCCAACGAGGAGGAAGAAAAGAAGAUGCUCGAGACCCUGGAGGCACAGAUUCACUUCGUGAAGCAGAUCCAGUGUGUCGAUGCCACCGGCGUCGAGCCUCUGCAGAGCAUUCGCGACGAGAGCCCGGAAGCGGUGAAGGAGAAUACAAUUGGUCUGGAACAGCUGAAAGAAGCCUUGUCCAAGGAACGGGUGGUCGGACGCAACAAGCGGAUCCAACGCAUGGAGGGCCCGAAGAACGAUCGUCCCGAUGGGGAUGCCUGGAAUGGAGACGCGCUUUCCUAUGCCUCCAAGACCAAGGGGAAGUUCUUUGUUGCUCCGAAGAGCGACCGCGACCAGGACCUGACCACCAUCUUGGACCGGCCCCAACGCGCCGAUUUGACCGUGCUGGUCGCUGAGAUCACGCAGCAUAUGCGAGAUGCGAUCAAACAGAACUUCCAUGGCCCUCCGCCAGAAAAGGAUACCUUACGUGACCAGACAACAGCCGAGUCGGACAAGGACGCUGACCCCUUGUCUGCUCAAUCGGACGCGCAGGAGGAGGAUACUCCUGCUGUGACCAAGCCAGUUGAAACGAAACUCACAGCCCAAGACCUCAAGUCGGAAGCCAAGGCGCUCAGUAGCUUCGAUGACUGGAGGGAUUCGCUCCUGCUGCGAAUCGGAGAAGUCGUGAACAGGGAUGACGAGUCCCUUGACCAACACACCAGCGACGAUUCGCUACAAGAACCCGAUAUAGAUGAGGACCAAGGCUCUUUGGAGAAGCUGCGUGAAGUAUAUCCGCCAGUGGAGACUCCUCUUAUCCAGCUACCCAAAGCUAAGCGACUUCUGAUUCUCCACUCGCUACUUCUUCUGCUGCUUAGCCUGGAACACUACAAUGCUCGCUCGCGAGUUCUCAUGCUCUAUGUAUCGUCCAGCCUGAACCUUGAUGUUGCCCGUGGGUUGCUUGACACUGCACUUCUUGCAAAUUCGCAAGAAGAGGGCCAGGGCAAGAAACGCGAUAAUUCUCGAAAGUGGAAGGUAGGCAUAGCCUCUGUUGCGGGAGCUGCCCUGAUCGGCAUCACGGGCGGCCUCGCCGCGCCCCUUGUUGCAGCUGGCCUUGGAACUGUCUUGGGAGGACUUGGUCUCGGUGCCACGGCUGCCGCAGGCUAUUUGGGAGCUCUUGCCGGCAGCGGUGUUAUUGUUGGUGGACUCUUCGGCGCCUAUGGAGGCCGGAUGACUGGGAAAAUGGUCGAUAAGUACGCCCGUGAGGUCGACGACUUCGCAUUUUUGCCCAUUCGUGGUACUCGACAGACGUCUGAAGAUGAGAGGGAGGCUGCGCAAAACGAUCACAUGCUGCGGGUUACCAUCGGCGUCACUGGCUGGGUGACUGAAGAAGACAACUACGUUGUUCCAUGGCGGGUGAUUGGUCCUGACACUGAAGUGUUUGGUCUACGCUGGGAAAUGGAACCGUUGGCCAAACUCGGAAAUGCGAUGAACUAUCUAGUCACUAGCGCUGCCUGGGCGGCGGGUGGACAGGUCAUAUCCCGGACCAUCUUUGCGCAAAUCAUGAGCGCCGUGAUGUUGCCUCUGGGUCUCCUGAAAGUCGCCCGUGUGGCUGAUAACCCGUUCAGCGUCGCCAAAGCCCGCUCAGACAAAGCGGGAGAAGCACUUGCUGAUGCGCUGAUCAGCAAGGUACAAGGGGAGCGGUCUGUCACUCUGAUCGGGUACUCGAUGGGCUCUCGCGUCAUCUUCUCCUGUCUGCAGAGUCUGGCCAAACGGGGCGCCUACGGCUUGGUGGAAUCUGCCAUCCUCAUGGGAUCACCAACCCCGUCCAAUGCGCCGCACUGGCGUCGUAUGCGGAGUGUUGUCAGCGGACGGCUGAUCAACGUGUAUUCGGAGAAUGAUGCCGUUCUCGCCUUGCUCUACCGCACCAGCAGUCUGCAGCUCGGCGUUGCAGGUCUCCAGCCUGUCCAAGACGUGUUUGGCGUGGAAAAUCUCAAUGCUAGCGACCUUAUUAGCGGUCACUUGCGGUACCAGUACCUGAUCGGCCGACUCCUGGCUCUGAUUGGGCUGGAGAGUAUCGACAUCGAUGAAGUGGCCCGGGAGGAGAUAGCACUGGCUGCCAAGGACGAAACGCAGGAGCAGGAGCGGAAUGAGAAUGAACGUCGUGCAGGGGUCAAGGGCGAUGACGAAUCGGCGCAGCGUGUCUUGGAAAACGGGGAUGGGAUUGGUGAAGAGGCGAUGCAGGCUGAGGUGGAACUGAAGACUAAGAGCCGUUUUCCGAGAUUUAAAUUCUCCAGUGAUCGGGAGUCCUCGGGCUCGAAGGAUGAGGGACGUCCGGCUCCGUAUGCUGGGACUUGAUGUUUGGAUUUAAUAUACCAGGAUUUAAUGUCGAGUCUGUCUUAAUUGUUUCGGGUGAAUGUUUCCGUCAGGCGCUGCAAAGAAUAUUCAGCAUUGGUGUCUGUUUCGUUCUAUCUUAAACCAGUCUCGCCGUAAUAUGAAAU